Molecule: messenger RNA, 1133 nt
Organism: Culicoides brevitarsis
Lineage: Eukaryota; Metazoa; Arthropoda; Insecta; Diptera; Ceratopogonidae
Gene: epsilonCOP
Product: coatomer subunit epsilon
Exons: 3
Coding region: 76-984 (302 amino acids)
Biological process (GO): retrograde vesicle-mediated transport, Golgi to endoplasmic reticulum; intra-Golgi vesicle-mediated transport; endoplasmic reticulum to Golgi vesicle-mediated transport
Cellular component (GO): COPI vesicle coat
Molecular function (GO): structural molecule activity; protein binding
Source: RefSeq, a predicted model, not a curated record
GGAAAAGAGUAGUUCUUUGACAUUCCAUAAAAUAUUUUUCAGUCAAGCUAAAUAAUUUUUGUGUAUUUCUCUAAAAUGUCGAAAAAAGAUGCAGGUUCAGAUGAUCUCUUUGAGAUCCGUAAUGCUUUCUACAUCGGAAAUUAUCAACAAUGUAUAAAUGGAGCAUCAACUCUUCGCGGAAAGUCAUUGGAAAAGGAUUUGCUUGUUUAUCGAUCGUAUAUAGCUCAGAAACGUUAUCGCAUUGUUUUAGAUGAAAUCAGCUCCGGCGAUGCCACGUCAUUGCAAGCUGUUCGUAAAUUAGCCGAGUAUUUUGCUGAACCAAGCAAACGAGAAACAAUCGUGCAAUUCUUCGAUGAUAAACUUGCGGCGCCCGUAAACGAUUUGGAGGAUAUUUGGGUAAUUGCUGCGGCAACUGUUUACUACAACGAAGAAAAUUACGAGUCAGCAUUGAAGAUUUUGCACACUGCUGACAAUUUGGAAUGCAAAGCUCUUCAGAUUCAAACGUUAUUGAAGAUAAAUCGCCCGGAUGUUGCGAAAAAAGUUUAUCAACAAAUGCAGCAAAAAGACGACGAUGCAACGUUAACGCAAUUAGCUCAUGCAUGGCUUAGCAUCGAAAUGGGAGGCGAUAAACUGCAAGAUGCAUAUUACAUUUUUCAAGAUUUUGUCGAUAAAUUUUCGCCGAGCAUUCAAUUGUUGAACAGUCAAGCAGUUUGCAAUAUUGGUCAACACAAGUACGAAGAAGCUGAUGGAUUGUUGCGUGAUGCUCUCGAACGAAAUUCCACAAAUUACGAUACGCUCGUAAACUUGAUUACAGCUUCGCAGCAUUUGGAAAAGGGAGAUAACGUCAAUAGGAAUUUGUCAAAUUUGAAAGAUGCACAUCCCGAUAGCCCAAUGAUUGCAGAUUACAUGAAGAAGGAAGCUGAAUUCGAGAGAUUCUGUUCGCAAUAUCAACCAACUAACACGAGACCAAUUGUCUUUUCUUAAUUUUUUUUUUCAAUACUUCUUAAAAAUUAUGAAUUUCAAAUACAUGUAUCUUCUAAUCAAUUCAGUUUUUAAAUGGAAUUUUAACUUUUAUUCAAAAUUUGAAAAAAAAAUGUAUAAAAGUUGGCUUAAGUUAAGUAUAUUGCAUUCGU